Messenger RNA from Leptidea sinapis, 1522 nucleotides. Its product is annotated as proline-rich protein PRCC. Lineage: Eukaryota; Metazoa; Arthropoda; Insecta; Lepidoptera; Pieridae. The transcript has 6 exons. The coding region runs from base 260 to 1375 and encodes 371 amino acids. The record is from RefSeq and is a predicted model, not a curated record. Gene Ontology annotation, cellular component: nucleus.
GUAAAUAACACUACUACAACUCAAUUCACAAUACUUACUGCGAAUAAUAUUUAUAUUAGUGCUAGGCUAUUUGGCGUAAAUUAUAUUUUAGGCGUUUAUUUAGAGUAUAUAUUAUAUUCAGUAGGAUUGGUUUGGAGUAUUUGAAUAUUGAUACUACAAAUACCUAUUUUUAAGUUUAAAUAUUUUUGUAAUUAAGCUUCAAAAGCUUAAAAGUUAAUACAUAUUUCGUUUAAAUUAUCCAAGAAGUCAAGAACCAAGAAUGGCAUUAGUUGCAUACGAUAAUAGUGACUCUGACACUGAUUAUGAAGAUGAAACUAGUGAAAACCCAAAUGACGUAGUAGUACCAAAACUUCCCCCAUCAAUCUUGAAUACUAUAGACGGAAAUCAUGAAGGAUGCAAUGAAAAAAACCUUUUUAUUGCACUGCCAAAACCAACGAUUUCUAAAUCAAGUCUCAAAGAAGAGAAUGAUGAAUUUCUUCUGAAAAAAGAGAAACAACCCGAUGUUAAACCUAAAUCAAGAAUCACAGUACCUUCUCUAAAUGAUUUUAAAGAUGUAAAAAAUACUAUACCAGAUGGCAUCAAAUCAAAACCAACAAAUGGAAAAAAAUCAGGCCUGCUUAGCUUAUUGCCACAACCUAAAAGUGAGUCAAGUAUGUCAAAGAUAAUUGUACCACAAUCUGUUAAAAAGAAUAAUCAACUAAAACCUGUAUUAAAGACGACAUUUUCAUCUAAAGAUAAAGGUGAUCAUAAUAAAAAAUCUGUGAUUGAGUAUUCUGAUGAAAGUGAUGAUGAAAUACAAAAUGAUUUCUUCUCAAUAAAUAAGAAGGUUGAAUUACCUCCAGUUGAAGUAUAUCCAGAUAUUGAUAUUAAAGAAAGUGUAUCAGAUAAGAAAGAACCCAGUAUUGAGUCAUACUUCAAGAAGGAAGAUAAUCAUGUGGAUCUUCAGAAUAAUGUAUAUUCGGAUUCAGUAAAUAAUGAAAAUUAUAUAGGAUUCAAUGCUGACUAUGUAACUCCGGAAACAUAUAAUAAUAGUGUUCAGGCUGAGAGUAAUGAUGUUUUAGAUGAUGAAGCUAUAUUAAAACUAUGUGGAGCAAGAGGUAAGCGCAAACGAGAAGAAAUACAAAUUGUGGAUGUUAACCAACAAGACGUUCUGAAAGACGCUAGAGAACUAUUAAUGAAAGGCCUUAUGGAUGACACUACAAAACGACAAUCACAUAGCAAAAAGAGAGGCAAUGAACCAACAAGUCAACAAAAGAGAAAGCAUCAAAUAACUUAUCUGGCUCAUCAGGCUAAAGCUAAUGAAGCAGAGUUACAAAACCAAUGGGCCAACAAUAGAAUGACAAAACGGAUGACACAAUCAAAAUAUGGAUUUUAAUAGUAUACUUAAGGAUUAUGUAUUAAGAAUACUACUUAUCAAUACUUUUUGUACACCUUGUUGGGCAGAAAAUUUAUAUCUUACCCAAAUAGUAACCAAGAUUUUCUAUAGUUAUAUUUUGUAAAUAAAAUAUGUUUAGUGAAAAAA